This is a messenger RNA of Ornithodoros turicata, 1055 nucleotides long. RefSeq lists its product as uncharacterized. The record is from RefSeq and is a predicted model, not a curated record. The transcript is spliced from 4 exons. Lineage: Eukaryota; Metazoa; Arthropoda; Arachnida; Ixodida; Argasidae. Bases 1 to 846 code for a protein of 281 amino acids.
AUGACUGCAGGUCCUCAGCCCGAGUUAUUCAUUUCUUACGACAAUGGUCCUACAGCCGACAACAGGAUUCUUGUGUUUGGAACUGAGCAGUGUCUGCGUGCCCUUGCAGAAAAUAAGUACAAGAGUCUAAUAGAGAACAAGAAAACUGAUGGCAAGACAGUGCAGCAGAAAAGUGUAGCAUGGGUCAAACUUGCCACAGAGUUCAAUGCACAGUCAGCGGUGCACACUAGAGAUGCUGAUCAAUUACGACGGUGUUUCGAAAAUCAGAAGAAAAAGUCCAGGAAGGAAAUCGCAAGGCACCGGUAUGCUGUGUUUGCUACUGGAGGUGGGCCACCGCCAUCCCAGCUGUCUAGUAUAGCGAUUCAGGUAGCGUCUAUUGUGCCUGGCAACCUGCAGCCCCUACAGAAUCCGUAUGACUCCGAUGCGUCUAGGAUAUUAGAUGCCAUUUCUAGUGGAAGCAGUGAGACCGGCAUCCCUGCGGACAUGCAUCCUGGUGCCAGCUCCAGUGGUGUUGGAGGGGAAGUUUUUCAUACAGACACCGCUAAUGAACACAGCUCAGCAACAGGACCAUCUGUGCUCCCUUUGUCAAUUCAGACAGAUGUGGCCAACACGGCUUGUUUGAGCAGUGAAGUCCCUGCAUCAUCGCGCAGAAGGCCACUCCCACCGCGACGGCCAUCUAUGCAACCAGCGCAGAAGUCAGCGUUGUGGUACAAGAAGCUCGCACAAUCAAAGAUACUACUGAAUCAGAAAAAAUUGGAGGUUGCAAAGGUCAAGGAACAAAUUGCUAAGGAGAAGUUGGCACAUUUGCAAAUGGAUGUCCAUUACAAGGCCAUGCUUCUCGAGUAAGCCCAACUUAACGUGGAACUGAAGCGAAGGCAGCUGGCAAACAUGGACAGCCACUUCCACAAUAUGUAAUAUUUUUGCCUGCACACAUGUUUUUGCCUUCAUAGGUUGAUGCUCCCCAACAGAUCACACUUAGAUCAUUAAUCUGUGCUGAGUUUGCUAAGCAGUAAAAAAUAUAUUCGUUUUAUGAGGCCUGUUGACUCAACACAUGA